UCGAAUUAUUGAAAUUCUCGCGGAAUUGCUUACAAUUCCUGAGCUAGGAGCUUACCGGCAGUGUUAUAAAUGUUUUGGUUAUUUCGUCAAGUCUCGGCAUCUGUCAAAGCUGCUCCAUGUUUACGUUUGUCGCGACCUUUCCCAAUCCUGCACACCAAACAAUCCGACUUCCUCAGGCAGCGUUGUUACAGCACGUCAUCACAACCAGCCGAGUACCAACUAAUUGAAGACGUGGAGAGCCUAUGGGAAUAUCGACCUGGCGGCUACCAUCCCACCCAUAUUGACGACUGCCUUAACAGCCGAUAUCAGAUUGUACAUAAACUUGGUCAUGGCGCAUUCUCCACUGCAUGGCUUGCUAUUGACAAGACAACGUCUAGAUAUAUAGCCGUGAAGAUCGGAAUCGCAGAUGCGGACCACACCGAAAUCGAAACGCUCUCUCGCAUUCAUAAAAGCAUAGCUGGCCGCAACGACAGGCAGGACUCCUUGAUUGCUCCUAUUUGGGACUUCUUCCAUCAUCGUGGUCCCAAUGGAACUCAUCCGUGUCUAGUGACUCUUCCGGCACUUUGCAGCUUGCGAGAUGCAAAAGAAGCUUCUGAUAAUGGUUUGCUUCAACUUGAAGCCGCCAGAUCUUUAGCUGCGCAGCUUGUAAUGGCAGUGGCCCAGUUUCAUUCCUCGGGCUAUGCCCAUGGUGAUCUUCACCUCGGGAACCUUCUCUUGAAACUCCCUGAAUCCCUCGACAGGAUGCCGAUAAACAAACUAUAUGAACAGUAUGGAGAACCGAACCGGGAGCCAGUAGUUCGUCUUGAUGACCCGACAGCACCCAAGGACCCUGGAAUUCCGUCUUAUGUGGUGCCUCCUGUAUGGCUGGGCGUUUCGAGUGAUGAUGUUACCCCGGAAAUAGCAAAAUUGCUACUUACCGACUUUGGCGUGGCCUUUCGGCCCGAUGAAGCGUCUCGGUUUAAGUCCAAUGCGCCCAUAACAAUACGCCCACCGGAGGCAUUCUUGGAGCCGACAAAGCCUCUCACCUUCGGUUCGGAUAUAUGGAGCUUGGGGUGUGUCAUCUUUGAGCUUUUUGCCCACAGAACUCUGAUUGAUGGUUACUUUCUGCCAACGCAAGACUAUAUAACAGCGCAACAAGUGCAGCUCCAAGGUCCCAUGCCGCUCGAGUGGUGGAGGGCAUGGGAUGAGCGAUCGGAAUGGUACGAUGAGGCAGGCCGGUCUCUGUCUCCUGAAUCGAGCCUCUGGCCAUGGGAAAGACGCUUCGACCAAUGGGUGCAGGACCCACGGCUGCGCGAAGGGAUGGAGUUAGUUAGUAAGAACGAGAUGGAGGCACUUUUAGUGCUUCUGAAGUGGAUGCUCGCAUGGAAGCCAAGCCAGCGGCCCGACAUUACCCAGGUCCUAGCCGCAGAUUGGAUGACUAUGUGGGCUUUGCCAGCAUACCAGAGUAGAGGCGGUAGAGACGACCACUAAGCUGUAAACAGAAUUUCUGAUCUAUGUAUACCUCACAUAACGUGGAUUUACUUGACCCCGCCCAUGUCAGAAAUAGAGAUUGCUUUCGAAGGCACUAAUCAAGGAGCUGAGAGAAGUUGUACUAAGAUAUAUGCG
Messenger RNA from Pyricularia oryzae 70-15, 1605 nucleotides. RefSeq names its product CMGC/SRPK protein kinase. Gene Ontology annotation, biological process: protein phosphorylation. Gene Ontology annotation, molecular function: ATP binding; protein kinase activity. Lineage: Eukaryota; Fungi; Ascomycota; Sordariomycetes; Magnaporthales; Pyriculariaceae. The record is from RefSeq and is a predicted model, not a curated record. Bases 70 to 1470 code for a protein of 466 amino acids. The transcript has 2 exons.